AGAUGAGAUUAGUAUUUUGGGUUAACUGCCUUGUAAAUAGAAGAAUUUAUCUAAAUAUGUCAUUAUGUGAUUUGAUUAAUCAGAUCUUGUUCUCUUUCUUCAUCAAUCCAUCAAGCAAAGAGAAGCACCGGUGUGGUGUUUUCUUUUGCUUUUUUUCAUUGAUCCGUUUAGCUUCAUGGGAAUUUUAUUUUCUAGAAAUGUUUCUUUUAAAUUUUUCUUGCCAUUCCUUUUUUUCAAUAGAAUUUCUGGGAACUUAUUCCCCAAGGAACUCCAGAAUAUGGUGUGUAUGGUAUCCCGCACCGGUAGAGAUUUGCAACGCUACGAUGAUGAUGGUUGUCGCCAAAUCGUCGGAUGCAUUCCAUAUAGAUAUAGGAGAAAAGGAGUGCAUAAGAAUGAAAUGGAGGUUCUGGUGAUUAGUGCUCAGAAUGGAAAUGGAAUGCAGUUUCCAAAGGGAGGUUGGGAGAUUAAUGAAUCCAUGGAGCAAGCUGCUUUAAGGGAGACCAUAGAGGAAGCUGGAGUUAUGGGAAAUAUUGAAAGUAAAUUAGGUAAAUGGUCUUAUAAGAGCAAACGCCAAGAUGUAAUACACGAGGGUUAUAUGUUUUCUUUGCUUGUCAAGAAGCAGUUAGAUAAUUGGCCAGAGAAGAACUUCCGGAAAAGAAUUUGGAUGAGUGUUAGUGAAGCCAAAGAAGUUUGUCCAUAUACUUGGAUGAAGGAGGCUUUGGAUGUAUUGGUCAACAAGCAACCUCAAUAUUAAUCCCAUUAAAACACCCUCAAGAUGUAACUUAGUAGUUUCAAAAGUGGAAAUUAACUUUUCGAUCUUUUCAAAAAUUCGGUAUUUGCAAGGUAACAUUCAAGAUUUUAGGAUCGAUAAUUCAAAUUCAUUGAACAACACUCAAAAUAACAUGUAAUUCAUUCUCUUAUUAUUCACCAUUUUUUUUAUCCUCGCUUCUUGUUUCAGCGGCCUGGCAAUGAUCAUUGUCAUUGUUAUAAAGGUCAUUCAUCCGGUAUAGCACCAAAUAUUCAGUUUGUAGAAUGUAGCAGUUAAGGGAUGAUCUUGCAAAUCUAUCUCAAUCUUAAAUUAAUGUACAAAAUUAACACAUUAUUUCA
Messenger RNA from Lathyrus oleraceus (garden pea), 1107 nucleotides. RefSeq names its product nudix hydrolase 4. The transcript has 5 exons. Gene Ontology annotation, molecular function: pyrophosphatase activity. The record is from RefSeq and is a predicted model, not a curated record. NCBI's taxonomy places the organism in Eukaryota, Viridiplantae, Streptophyta, Magnoliopsida, Fabales, Fabaceae. Gene Ontology annotation, cellular component: nucleus; cytoplasm. The coding region runs from base 176 to 754 and encodes 192 amino acids.